Messenger RNA from Hyla sarda, 414 nucleotides. It is a transcript of the gene IER3IP1, whose product is annotated as immediate early response 3 interacting protein 1. Gene Ontology annotation, cellular component: Golgi membrane; COPII-coated ER to Golgi transport vesicle; endoplasmic reticulum membrane. Lineage: Eukaryota; Metazoa; Chordata; Amphibia; Anura; Hylidae. Gene Ontology annotation, biological process: endoplasmic reticulum to Golgi vesicle-mediated transport. The record is from RefSeq and is a predicted model, not a curated record. The transcript is spliced from 3 exons. Bases 65 to 313 code for a protein of 82 amino acids.
CAGCUGAUUCCUCCGCUCUCCACUAGUCGCCGCCACGUCACACGGGGCAGUCACCACCAACAAGAUGGCGUUCACCCUGUACUCCCUGCUGCAGGCCGCUCUGCUGUGUGUGAACGCCGUGGCCGUGCUGCAUGAGGAGCGAUUCCUGAGCAAGAUCGGCUGGGGGGCGGAUCAUGGGAUUGGAGGUUUUGGAGAAGAGCCUGGAAUCAAGUCCCAGCUGAUGAACCUGGUGCGCUCGGUGCGGACAGUGAUGAGAGUUCCCCUGAUAAUGGUCAACUCGGUAACCAUUGUGCUACUUCUCUUAUUUGGAUGAAGAUUCUAUUGUCAUCUCCUGCGAAGACCAUCCGGACUGAUGACUCCACCACCUCCUGCAGUUUGGACACUGAUCUGAGAACUGAUCAUUUUUUUUUUUUU